Molecule: messenger RNA, 13553 nt
Organism: Nerophis lumbriciformis (worm pipefish)
Lineage: Eukaryota; Metazoa; Chordata; Actinopteri; Syngnathiformes; Syngnathidae
Gene: cacna1da
Product: calcium channel, voltage-dependent, L type, alpha 1D subunit, a
Biological process (GO): calcium ion import across plasma membrane
Cellular component (GO): voltage-gated calcium channel complex; membrane
Molecular function (GO): high voltage-gated calcium channel activity
Source: RefSeq, a predicted model, not a curated record
UCUCUGCUCACUCCAGAAUCAUCCACUCACACUAUAGUGCUAUGGCAGAGCUCCAGUAGCCUUUCCACGGCGCUGUGUCCUGCUUGUUACUACCGGAGCCGAUGAAUUCAAAAGCGUCGUUCGAGAGCCAGCCUGCGUUCGUCGCCCUACAAAGCUGUGGAGCAGCGAUACCGAGCGGCUAAAGUCUCCUCUGUGUGUGUGAGUGUGUGUACUCACUCACACAACACACGCUCACAAAAGAGGAAAACUAUGCCAGCAGCAUCAAAGUCACUGCCCCUGCUGACUUGCCAGCUUGUUGGUCAGACGAUUGUGUCCCCCACUAGCGUCUCUGUCCACACUGGCAGAUCCAUGCUGCUGGAUGCUCCUCACAGAGCCACACCCGCACCAUGAGCGCCAACGGGCCCACCCCGGACCCAGCCCCUACAGCCCCAGAAGCCCCUCCGACUUCGACCUCUACCCCUGCACCUGCUCCGGCUCCGGCUCCGGCUCCAGCUCCAGCACCUGCAGCGCAAGCUGCUCCACCUGCCCAGCCUGCCCCACCUGCCCCGACGUCCUCGACCAUCCCGGUGGGUGCAUUGGCACAGAAGAAGCGGCAGCAGUAUGCCAAAAGCAAGAAGCAGGGCAGUAACGCCAACAGCAGGCCGCCAAGGGCUCUGUUCUGCCUCAACCUCAACAACCCCAUACGUAGAGCCUGCAUCAGCCUGGUGGAGUGGAAACCAUUUGAUAUAUUUAUACUCAUUGCUAUCUUUGCCAACUGUAUGGCCUUAGCUGUCUACGUCCCUUUCCCCGAAGACGAUUCCAACUCCACAAACCACGACCUGGAGACAGUCGAGUAUGCCUUCCUCAUCAUUUUCACAAUCGAGACUUUUCUGAAGAUUAUCGCUUACGGUUUGGUGAUGCAUCAGAAUGCCUACGUGAGAAACGGUUGGAACAUGCUGGAUUUCGUCAUCGUUGUCAUCGGACUCUUCAGUGUUGUCUUAGAGAUUCUGACCAAAGAUGAGAAGGCAGAGGCUGAAGGAGAGGAAGACCACUCAACCAUGCAUGGACAUGGUGGUAAACCCGGCGGAUUUGACGUUAAAGCCCUCCGAGCCUUCCGUGUGCUGCGACCCUUGCGGUUGGUCUCAGGAGUACCCAGUUUACAAGUGGUGUUGAACUCCAUCAUUAAAGCCAUGGUCCCUCUCCUUCAUAUUGCUCUCCUGGUCUUGUUUGUCAUCAUCAUCUAUGCUAUUAUUGGCCUGGAGCUUUUCAUCGGUAAAAUGCACGCCACCUGUUACCUUCCUGGCUCAGGCAUGUUAGCAGAGGAGGAUCCCGCUCCAUGUGCGAUCUCAGGGCACGGGCGGCAAUGCCCCAUCAAUGGCACCGAGUGCAGGGAAGGCUGGCAAGGCCCCAACGGUGGUAUCACCAACUUCGACAACUUCCUGUUCGCCAUGCUGACGGUGUUCCAGUGCAUAACCAUGGAGGGCUGGACGGAUGUGCUGUAUUGGAUGAACGAUGCUAUGGGCUUUGAGCUUCCAUGGGUGUACUUUGUCAGUCUUGUGAUCUUCGGCUCCUUUUUCGUUCUUAACCUGGUUUUGGGUGUGUUGAGCGGAGAGUUCUCCAAGGAGAGAGAGAAAGCCAAAGCUCGUGGAGACUUUCAGAAGCUGCGUGAGAAGCAGCAACUGGAGGAGGACCUGAAAGGUUACCUGGACUGGAUCACUCAGGCUGAAGACAUCGACCCUGACAACGAGGACGAGGCGGAAGAGGAGUGUAAACGCAACCGGCUGACUCUGGCUGACCUUACUGAGAAGAAGAAAGGAAGGUUUGGGUGGUUCAGCCAGUCAUCCGACACUCAUGCGAGCGUUCCAGCCAGCGAAACGGAAUCUGUCAACACUGAGAACCAAAACGUGGAGGAUGAAAAGACGCCAUGCUGUGGACCACUGUGUCAAAAAAUUUCAAAGUCAAAGUUCAGUCGGCGCUGGCGUCGCUGGAACAGGUUCUGCCGCAGAAAGUGCCGGUUGGCUGUCAAAUCGGUGCCUUUCUACUGGCUGGUCAUCAUCUUGGUGUUUCUCAACACUCUUACCAUAUCGUCAGAACACUACAACCAACCCUUGUGGCUGACGCAAGUGCAGGAUGUGGCCAACAAGGUGCUCUUAGCUCUGUUCACUUGCGAGAUGUUGGUAAAGAUGUACAGUCUGGGCCUGCAGGCCUACUUUGUGUCGCUCUUCAACCGCUUCGACUGCUUUGUGGUGUGCGGAGGAAUCACCGAGACCAUCCUGGUGGAGCUGGAGAUCAUGUCGCCCCUCGGGAUCUCCGUGUUCCGCUGUGUGCGCUUGCUGAGGAUUUUCAAAGUCACACGUCACUGGCAGUCACUCAGCAACUUGGUGGCUUCUCUCCUUAACUCCAUGAAGUCCAUCGCUUCCCUGCUGCUGCUGCUCUUCCUCUUCAUCAUCAUCUUCUCCCUGCUGGGCAUGCAGGUGUUUGGUGGAAAGUUCAACUUUGACGAGACCCAAACCAAGAGGAGCACCUUUGACAACUUCCCCCAAGCUCUACUUACCGUCUUUCAGAUCUUGACCGGAGAAGACUGGAACGCUGUGAUGUACGACGGGAUCAUGGCGUACGGAGGUCCUUCCUCUUCGGGGAUGAUCGUGUGCUUUUACUUCAUCAUCCUCUUCAUCUGCGGAAACUAUAUCCUCCUGAAUGUCUUCUUGGCUAUUGCUGUGGACAACUUGGCAGAUGCAGAGUCUCUCAACACGGAUGAAGCAGAUAAAAAAGGGGACAAGAAGGAUGAGAAAGAUGAGAAGGACGAAGAGGAGGACAACGACGACACUGCAGCAGAAGAGGAAGACCCAGAAGUCCCAACAGGACCUCGGCCGGCCAUCUCCGACUUGGUAAAGAAGGAGAAGAUCACGCCGAUCCCAGAGGGAAGUGCCUUCUUCAUCUUCAGCAACACUAACCCGGUCCGCGUGUUUUGCCACAAGCUCAUCAAUCACCACAUCUUCACCAACCUCAUCCUUGUCUUCAUCAUGCUCAGCUCUGUCUCGCUUGCUGCCGAGGAUCCCAUCAGAAACUUCUCCGCUCGCAAUAUCAUACUUGGUUACUUUGACUAUGCUUUCACGGCUAUCUUUACUGUUGAGAUCGUUUUGAAGGUCCUAGGCUAUGCAGAUUAUGUCUUCACUAGUAUGUUUACAUUUGAGAUCAUAUUGAAGAUGACGACAUACGGAGCUUUUCUCCAUAAAGGAGCUUUCUGCAGGAAUUACUUCAACCUUCUGGACUUGUUAGUGGUGGGAGUGUCUUUAGUCUCCUUUGGCAUACAGUCGUCUGCCAUCUCAGUGGUGAAGAUUCUCAGGGUCCUUCGUGUCCUGAGACCCUUGAGAGCCAUUAACCGAGCCAAAGGCCUAAAGCACGUGGUGCAGUGUGUGUUUGUGGCCAUCAGAACCAUUGGGAACAUCAUGAUUGUCACCACUCUGCUGCAGUUCAUGUUUGCCUGCAUUGGGGUGCAGCUCUUCAAGGGAAAGUUCUACCGCUGCACAGAUGAAGCCAAGUCGAGCCCAGAGGAGUGCAAAGGCACCUACAUCCUGUAUAAGGACGGCGAUGUGAACCAGCCCACCAUCCACAAACGAGUGUGGCACAACAGCGACUUCAACUUUGACAACGUGCUCAUGGCCAUGAUGGCUCUCUUCACUGUGUCCACAUUUGAAGGCUGGCCUGCGUUACUUUACAAGGCCAUCGACUCCAACAGGGAGAACCUGGGGCCCAUUUACAACUACCGUGUGGAGAUCUCUAUCUUCUUCAUCAUCUACAUCAUCAUCAUUGCCUUCUUCAUGAUGAACAUAUUCGUGGGUUUUGUGAUCGUCACAUUUCAGGAGCAAGGAGAGAAAGAGUACAAGAACUGCGAACUUGACAAAAACCAGCGUCAGUGUGUGGAGUACGCCCUGAAGGCCCGUCCUCUGAGGAGGUACAUCCCCAAGAACCCGUACCAGUACAAGUUCUGGUAUGUGGUCAACUCUACCGGCUUUGAGUACAUCAUGUUUGUGCUCAUCAUGCUCAACACACUCUGCCUGGCGGUCCAGCACUACGGCCAGUCGGCACUCUUUAACUACGUCAUGGACAUCCUCAACAUGGUCUUCACGACUGUUUUCACUGUGGAAAUGGUUCUCAAGCUCAUUGCUUUUAAACCCAGGCACUAUUUCGCUGAUGCUUGGAACACGUUUGAUGCCUUAAUUGUCGUCGGUAGCGUUGUUGAUAUCGCUAUCACUGAAGUGAAUAACACGGAGGACAGCGCCCGCAUCUCCAUCACCUUCUUCCGUCUCUUCCGGGUCAUGCGACUCGUCAAGCUGCUCAGCCGAGGGGAGGGCAUCAGGACUCUUCUUUGGACCUUCAUCAAAUCCUUCCAGGCCCUGCCAUACGUCGCUCUCCUGAUAGCCAUGCUGUUCUUUAUCUAUGCUGUCAUCGGGAUGCAGGUCUUUGGGAAGAUUGCAAUGGUGGAUGGCACACACAUCAACCGAAACAACAACUUCCAGACCUUCCCUCAGGCCGUGCUCCUCCUCUUCAGGUGUGCCACCGGGGAGGCGUGGCAAGAGAUCAUGUUGGCCUGCAUGCCGGGGAAGCUGUGUGACCCCGAGUCAGACUACAACCCCGGCGAGGAGAUGACAUGUGGCAGCGGAUUUGCAAUAAUUUACUUCAUUACUUUCUACAUGCUGUGCGCCUUCUUGAUUAUCAACUUGUUUGUGGCCGUCAUAAUGGACAACUUUGACUAUCUGACAAGAGAUUGGUCCAUUCUGGGCCCACACCAUUUGGAUGAAUUCAAGAGAAUUUGGUCAGAGUAUGAUCCAGAGGCCAAGGGAAGAAUUAAGCAUCUUGAUGUGGUAACACUUCUUAGAAGAAUACAGCCUCCUCUUGGCUUUGGCAAACUGUGUCCUCACCGAGUGGCUUGCAAGAGGCUGGUGGCUAUGAAUAUGCCUCUGAACAGCGAUGGCACGGUCAUGUUCAACGCUACUCUCUUUGCCCUGGUGCGAACAGCCCUGAAGAUAAAAACCGAAGGUAAUCUGGAACAAGCUAACGAGGAGCUUCGGGCUGUCAUCAAGAAAAUCUGGAAGAGAACUAGUAUGAAGCUGCUGGAUCAAGUAGUGCCCCCUGCUGGUGAUGAUGAGGUAACCGUGGGGAAGUUCUAUGCCACCUUCCUGAUACAGGACUACUUUAGGAAAUUCAAGAAACGUAAAGAGGAAGGCCUGGUGGGUGCGCACCCCUCCCAGAACAGCACGGCCAUCGCACUGCAGGCUGGCCUCCGCACGCUCCAUGAUAUUGGGCCCGAAAUACGCCGAGCGAUAUCAUGUGACCUGCAGGAUGACGAACUAAUAGACUUUAUACCAGAGGAAGACGAGGAAAUUUAUAGGCGUAAUGGCGGACUCUUUGGCAACCACCUCAUGAACGGAGGUCAUCGGCGGUCCAAUGGCCACCAGACCAACGCCACGCAGCGUCCCCUGCAAGUGCAGCCGCCGCCUCACUACGCUCACAUGGAGCAACCAGUCGGGCGGCUGUCUCGAGCCAACGCCAUGUCCCACGGCAACCACCGUCACCACCACCACCACCAUCACCACCACCACCGCCACCACAACAACUCCUACGGCAAGUCUCCCAAAUCCACCAACAUCAACCUCAACAACGCCAACAAGUCCAGUCUACCCAACGGUGGGCACCAUCGCUACUAUGAACACGCCCCUCCCAACGGGUACUCGGGACAUUGUGGCUCCUACUAUGACUAUGAAAAGCCUCAUACUCCACAAGCUCAAAGAAGGCGCUACUAUGAGACCUAUGUUAGGUCCAAUGGUGGGGACAGACGCCACCCCACCAUCCGCAGAGAGGAGGAGUUGGAUGAAGACCGCCUUUCUGGCGUGUAUUACAGCGGGGAGGAGUUUUAUGAAGACGACAGCAUGCUGUCAGGGGACAGGUACCAGAACAGCGACACAGAGUAUGAGACUCCCAAAGGCUACCAUCACCCUGACGGCUACUAUGACGACGAUGAGCAGCCUCUCUACCACGACUCCAGGAGGUCACCUAAAAGACGCUUGCUGCCUGCCACACCUCAAGGUCACAGGAGGCCGUCUUUCAACUUUGAGUGUCUGCGCAGACAGGGCAGCCAAGAUGAGCUUCCACAUCAGCGCACUGCCCUACCACUGCACCUUAUGCAGCAGCAGGUCAUGGCCGUAGCAGGACUGGACUCCAGCAGAGCCCACCGCCUUUCCCCGACACGCUCCACCCGCUCCUGGGCCACACCCCCUGCCACCCCAGCCAGUAAAGACCAAUCGCCGUACUACACCCCACUCAUCCGCGUGGACCGCCCGAACAGGGAGAGCAUCGCCAGCAGCCACGUGUCGGUGCGCAACAGCUCCUGGUACACGGACGACCCCGACUUCUCGCAGAGGACGUACUCGCCCAUUCACCUGCAUGUGCCGCCUGAGUACCACAACCAGUACCACCAUAAGAGAGGCAGCGCCACCAGCCUGGUAGAAGCGGUUUUAAUAUCAGAAGGACUCGGGAGGUACGCCAAGGAUCCCAAGUUCGUUGCCGCCACCAAGCACGAGAUAGCGGACGCCUGCGAGAUGACCAUAGACGAGAUGGAGAGCGCCGCCAGCCACCUGCUUAACGGCGGCAUGGCGCCGGUUAUCAACGGCGUCAAUGUGUUCCCUCUCCUGACUGCGGGGGGCUACGAGCCGCAGGACCCGGCGGCCAGCUACAGCGACGAGGAGCCGGAGACGGAACCUAGGGCUCCCUAUGAGGAGGACCUGGCAGACGAGAUGAUUUGCAUCACGACUUUAUAGCAGGAGACGCUAGAAUCAGUGAAACUAAGACACGUCGUAUUCUUAGGCUUUGACCCAAAGAAGUGCCUUCAACACUGAGGAGGGAAGGCGGGGAGGAAAAAAACACGCCAGGAAAGUUCUCUUCCUGCCAGCGAAGGACGUCACUGCACCAAGGAGGCCGACCUGACCUUCCUGUCAAAGGGCUUGGCCUGGGGGUCCGGGCAGCGAGCAGCGAGGGCUGCUCUGAUCAGGUGAUGACAAUCAAAUGAACGAUGUCAUUACCUCAGUCACUUUAUUAGGGUUUGGCAUAUCAUGCAAGUUUUCAAUGCAAACAUACAAAGGUGUACCCCCCCACCCCCUACACACACACACACGCACACACACACACACACACACACACACACACACACACACACACAGUCUUUCUCUUCCUUUAGUCUCAUUGGAUCCCCUCGUCAUGUGACUCCUGCUCCCAACAUGGUACAUGUUACUUCUGAGGCGUUUGUGAUAAAAGCUCGAGCAGGCAAGUUGUUUGAGGAAUAUUUCCUAGCUGUAAAUUGUACAAUAUGCUGACAAGAGAUAUUCUAUAUUUUCUAAUGAUCUAUCCUUUAAAAAGAUCAGCAAUAUGCACCAUACUGAUGUGCUACAAUGCCCAUUUCGUUUUAGUUUCUGUCCUAAUCAAGAUGUCUUUGAGGUUUGGCAUGUGUGACAAGUGCACAAGCGAAUGAAUAGGACUUCUACGCACAAGUGUCGUUGUACUGUGGAACCUCCAAAGGGUUUUGUCACAAUUACGACUUGUCCAGAACUCAUUCCAGGGUCAAACUAUUUACUUUUUUCUAACUUCAGUAAUUAACUGUACCGGCGUUUAAGAAAAGGAAAAGAAAGUAAAACCCCACACACAAUGAUGACGCCUGAACAGUGUUAGAAAAAACAACGUUACAUAAUAGCUCAUUACAUUUAAUAGUUACGAGUAAUCUAAUUAUUUACUUUUACAUACAUAACAACGCUUUUACUGAUACGUUUGAUGUAAGUUCUAUGUCAACAAGACAGCAUCAGAAGCCCAGCGAGUUCAAUGCAGGAAGUCAAUUUUUAUUAAUGAAAGCAACAACCAGCACCACAUUAAAAUAAACUUGAUAUUAAAUAGGAAGAGGCAACAUCACACAGCAAACAACACACAACAUGUAAACAGACACUCACAGGCACACACUCCUACUACUACCACUACGAGGAAAUAAUAAAACAAAAAAAUCAGUGAUUGAAGUGACAAGCUUGCAAUCGUACCGUUUGUGGACAAGGAGACUACAGCCAUCAAUCUGUAGCGCUAACACAAUCUAGUGAAAAUGUUCAACACUGCUCGCAAAGUGCCGCUGCUAAGCUAACAAACACAACUGAGCUAAAAUUCUGCUCUGUCUGAGCGCGCUCUCGCUGAUGUCAUAUGUCAGUUUGCACUCUGCUUUCAUGAAACAUCUCUCAAAUGCAUAUGCUAGAUGUUUGAAGUAUUUUCCAAGUAACGCAUGAAUUAUUUUCCCUAGUCAAUAAUUACAUUAAUGCAAGAGUAUGUUAGUAAUUCAAUUACCUUUUUAAGUAAGUAACGAGUAACUAUAAUUACUUUAAAAAAAAUAAUUAUCUGAAAACUGCGCCUGACAGACAGGACAUGCAGUGAUAUUGCCACUUUGUGGUGUUUUGUAGGGUUAGGGGUGAGUUUUGACGCUUGGUUCAAACAAGUUUUGUUUGACUUCUGAGGUCAAUCAUCAUAGAAGAUUUUGCUUGAAUUCCGAAUAUUUGUCUCACUGUCAAAAAACAGUGAGACAUACCAAAGACUAUAAUAAGAAUAAUAAUAGGGAUUUAUAUUGCGCUUUUCUAAGUACCCAAAGUCGCUUUACAUGUAGAACCCAUCAUUCAUUCACACCUGGUGGUGGUAAGCUACUUUCAUAGCCACAGCUGCCCUGGGGUAGACUGACGGAAGCGUGGCUGCAAUUUGCGCCAACGGCCCCUCCGACCACCACCUAUCAUUUAUCAUUCAAUUCACCGGUGUGAGUGGCACCGGGGGCAAAGGGUGAAGUGUCCCGCCCAAGGACACAACGGCAGCGAUUUUUUGGAUGGUAAGAGGCAGGGAGCGAACCUGCAACCCUCAGGUUUCUGGCACGGUUGCUCUACCCACUACGCCAUGCCGCCGCAUGGCGACCAAUUACCCGCUUGCUUGGCACUCAGCAUCAAGGGUUGGAAUUGGGGGUUAGAAAAUAAUUUUAAAGGUAUAAUAAACCUAAAACUAAGCAAAAUGUAAUAAUUUUAUUCAGAGGUGUGUUUUUGGUGUGAUACUAGUGGUGUCUUGUAGGUACUGCUGGAGUAAAGAAGUAUGUGUCCAAAAAAACUUGCUAAGCUGAAGUCUGACAAUUCUCAAAGAACUUUGCUUGGUUCAAUCAAGUUUUGGUCAUUUCAAGAUUUAAUCUAACCUUCACCAUUUUUAAAACCUUUAUGAAUCUCACAGGUAUUGUUUUACGUAACAUUUUCAACAUUCAGCAUAAAAAAAGUUAACCAGCUUGUGUGAAACAAUGUAAAAAUACUCCACCUUUGAAGACGCUGAACAGACUUUACGGAGACAGAACAGGAAAGUGUUUGCUGUGUGAUACUGCCAUCUGGUGGUGUUUUAUAAGUACUGCUGAAGUUGCGACGUACAAGUCCAAAAACAGACGACACACUGAGCCAGAGUCUGACAAAUCUCUCUCUUUUUAGACGAUGCUUGGUUCUACCAAGUUUUGUUUGACUUUGAAGGCAAAAUGACCGUUGGAUUUCAAGUUGUUCAACUUUACUUUGAAGGUUCCACUGUAAGUAAAGACACACGCAAUGAAAACAUUAGUUUUAUUCAUUUACAGAAUAAAAUGCUGCUUUUUUCUGCGUUUUUAAAAAACUAAGUUUAGUUGCUGAGAUUUGCUGCAGUAAGAACUAAAUGAAAAUAGUAGAGUAUAAAAUAUUAUUUAAAGCUGGUCCUUAAAGACUUUCUAUGAAGGAACUUGUUCUGUCAAAUGUUGGAGAGACGCUAAGCAAUACAAAAAGAUGGACCCCCAUUCCCAGACUCCCUCCCCCCUGAUCCCCCCUUUCAGUCUGGGCCCACCUGGCGCCGAUUUUACCUCGUUUGGCGGAGGUGACAACAUAUCACUGUGUAAUGUCUCACAGUUUUCCACAGGGGGAGUCACAGAAGAAAAAAAAACAGGGUUGAAUUCACAUGGACGAUGUUCUAGAAUACUCGGAGAUGCUAACUUAUUAAGGACGCUAACUUGUUAUGAUCAAUGAUGCUAACGACAGUAGGUUUUGUCGUCACUAAUGUUUCUUUCAUCCGUCCUUCACCGUUGAUGUGCUGUACGCUCAUUUAAGGUUGCGUUCACACUCGGCAUGUUUGCUUUGGUUAAAAGGAACUGCAGUCCGUUUGCUCUGCUGCUGUUCACCAAACACCCUGGUUUGGUUUGGUUUGGUUUGGUUUGGUUCACUUCAGCUCAAAUGUGAAAACUGUACACGGACCGUAGACUGAGGUCAAUGUUAAAAUGACAAAAAAAAAGUCCAAAUUAUACAAGAAUAAAGCAAAAUAUUACAAAACUAAAAUCACAUUUUAAUAUUACAAGGAAAAACGUUUAGAUUUUUUUCUGAUAAAUUAUUUUUCAGUUUUAUAAAACAAGUUUUAAAAUGAAAAGAUAAAUGAUAAAUGGAUUGUACUUGUAUAGCGCUUUUCUACCUUCAAGGUACUCAAAGCGCUUUGACACUACUUCCACAUUUACCCAUUCACACACACAUUCACACACUGAUGGAGCAAACCCAUCAGGAGCAAGGGUGAAGUGUCUUGCUCAGGACACAACGGACAUGACGAGGUUGGUACUAGGUGGGGAUUGAACCAGGGACCCUCGGGUCGCGCACGGCCAUUCUUCCACUGCACCAAAGAUGAGUCAUAAUUUUACAAGAAAAAGUCAAUUUUACAAGAAAAAAGUCAUAAUAUUACAAGAAAAAGUCAUAAUUAAAAUAUACGUUUCAAGACUAAACGUGUUUCAUUACAUCUGAAUAGAAAAAAAAACGACAUUGAAUUUUUUAACAACAAAAAGUAAAAAUUGUACCACAAAAAGUGAUAACAUUAGUGAAGUGAAGUGAAUUACAUUUAUAUAGCACUUUUUCUCAAGUGACUCAAAGCGCUUUACAUUGUGAAACCCAAUAUCUAAGUUACAUUUAAACCAGUGUGGGUGGCACUGGGAGCAGGUGGGUAAAGUGUCUUGCCCAAGGACACAACGGCAGUGACUAGGAUGGCGGAAGCGGGAAUCGAACCUGCAACCCUCAAGUUGCUGGCAUGGCCGCUCUACCAACCGAGCCAUACCGCCCCACAUUACUUAAAAGUCAUGAUUUUACAAGGAUAAGGGAAAAAUAGUAUGAUGCUAAUGAUGUAAUAUUAAAGGAAUAAUUACAUACAUUUGCUAGAUAUUUUUUUAUGUUUAAAAAAAUUGCAAGACAACAAUUCUAAAGUUAUCUCACAACAAAUUAUUGUAAUAAAAAAUUGUGAUAAUGAAACAAAAAAGUAGAAUUUUUACCAAAAAGUUGUAAUUUUACAAGAAUAAAGGCACUAAUAUGAGAAUAAUGACAUAAUAUCACAAGACAACGCUGUGAAUUCCUAAGAAAAAAAUGUAAUUUUAAAAGAACGGGUCAAAAAACAUGUCAUUACAAACAUUAAAAAAAAUGCUAUUUUUAAAAUAAAUAAAAAAUGCUAUUUUUAAAAUUAAAAAAAUACUAUUUUAUUUACAAAGAAAUGUAAUAUAAAAACAAAACAAAAAUCGAAUUUUACAAGAAUAAAUGCAAAAUUAUUAUGAGAGUAAAAAUUUAAGCAGCAAACUGGGCAGCCUCGGAUCAGAUAGGCAAAUGUGCAGAUUUGAAAUCAGCAAUUUUUACUUCAGAAAAUGUUAAAUACGAUAAGACAAAACACAUUCAUAAAGUUAAUUGACAAAUAUCAAUAUUUAUAAUUUUUUGUAUUUGUUAUUAUAUUUUCCAACAUAAGUGAGGCUCUGCAUGUCAACCUAAAACAAACUUAUUUUUGUUUGUUUACCGAAGCACAAGUGUGAACGCAGCCCGACUGACUAGAUGUAGAUUUUGUUUCCAUUUUGUGUGCACAUUGAAAGGGCUCUUUGAAUUGUUGUCAGUUUAAAAAACAAAACAAGCAAAAUUGUGUUUUCCGCAAAAAGGACAGCACAUGAAGCGGCACAUCGUACAUUCGUAGCAACUGAUGAAGUGAAGAUAUGCAUUUUUUGUAAAAGUUACACUAAAGAUGAAAAUAACUUUUACCUCAUGUCAGGAAUUCCUGAAGAAGAAGAAAAAAAAAAAGAGUGCACGGUGACUACCAAUAUUUCAAUAUUAGCACAUUGCUGUUUGUCUUUGCACAAGUAAUAACUGUAUAGUGCUUUUCUUCCUCCUUUUCUAAACUCAUUUGUGUUUUACGGUGACCACUUUUUUGUACUCUUUUUGUGACGUAAUAUUACAUGACAUGCUUUAGUGGACACUCACAGUCAUCCUGCAGAAAAAAAUUGGAGAGCCUCGUGCUCUGCUGGGGGGGCAAAAGAAAAUAACCAGUUUACAGACAAACCUGACGUUUAUGUCACCUGCGCCCAAACACUGACGUGAUCCACAACACAUAAACGCCAUUAAACCAUAGCAACGGUAAAAUGAGGCGAUCACAUAAACGCUGCAGGAUAAAAAAAAAACGCGGCAUCUGCCAGAAAAUAUGCACAAAACCCAGAAAACUACUGCAUAAGAGAAAUGCUGCAUGUUGACGGAACAAAAGUCAGCCAGGCUAACACAAAGUUACUCGUGUACCAGGAAGUUAGUCUGGCUAUUAGAAAGUUAAGCAAGCUGCCAAACUAUCAGGCAAUUAGUCUUACAACCAGUAAUUUCACCAUGUUACCAGGAACCUGCUUGGCACUCAGCAUCAAGAGUUGGAAUUGGGGGUUAAAUCACCAAAAUGAUUCCCGGGCGCGGCCACCGCUGCUGCUCACUGCUCCCCUCACCUCACAGGGGGUGAUCAAGGGAUGGGUUCAAAUGCAUAGGACAAAUUUCACCACACCUAGUGUGUGUGUGACAAUCAUUGGUACUUUACCUAACUUAAUUUAAAUUUACUAGGUUACCGAAAUUAACCAACUUACCAGGAAAGUAAUCUGGUGACCAGGAAGUUAGUCAGUCUGCCAGGAAGUUAACCAAGCUAUCAGGAAUCAAACCAAACAACUGGCAAACAGUAAGUUGGUCAGGUAAUCAGAAAGUUGGUCUGGUUGCUAGUUAUUGUUUAUUGGUAGUCUUUGGUUUUCAUCUGCAAACUUGCAGCAUUUUUGUCACAAACUUGUUUUAUUUGUUUGUUUGUGUUUCUGGCAUUUGCAGACAUUUUUCUUUUGCAUCUUUUAAAAAUCCUGCAGCGUUUAUGUGAUUAUUAGCACUUUUCAUUUGCGCUCGUUUCGUGGUGUUUGUGGAUCAUUUCUGUUUGGACGUUGCGUCAUGUUUGUCUCUAUCGACCACCGUAGUUUUCUUCUUCAUAUGGUGAAAAAAAUAGGAUGAUUUUUCUUAAUGUUCUGUAUUAAAUAUAAGAUGUAAUAUAUGUAUAAAGUAUGGAGAAGACAGUCAUGUUCUCUACUUGAAAGUCUUGAUAUUUGCUCCUAAAUGUUUAUGGUUUUGUUUCCAUCAAUCUUAGUAGCAAAUGCUUUAAUAAAACCUUCAUGGUUUUGUAACAAAACAUGUUAUUGGUUUCAUUUGGGCCUCGUCUUUAUU